CGAGAAGAGUGCAACCUGUUUGAAGCAGGUCUUAGACUCCUGUUCCUGGCAAUCUUUUACUCAGGUCUUCCAUCUAAGCAAUUUUGACCACAUACAAAACUCGAUGAAAUGUAAGUGAUAUGAUCGUCUUAAUGAGGAGUAGGGUUGGGGCGGGAAGAGAAUGGGUGAAAUAAGAAAUGAGAUGUAGCGUCAUUUGAGUGAGGAGGGAUAUGUCCCUCAUAUUUUGUAGGAGGGAUAUUCAACUUAAUUUAGGGGUGGAGGGAGAUUUGACUAAAUUUGGUUUUAGGAGCAAUAUGUGACUCAAUUUUGGGUUUGGAGAAACAUUUGACUAAAUUUGGUUGUAGGGGCAAUAUGUGACUAAAUUUAGAAGUAGGAAGGAGAUUUGACUAAACUUAGGUGAUGGAGGGAAUUUCGAAUAAAUUUAGGUGAUUGAGGGAGAUUUGACUAAAUUUAGGUGUUGAAGGGAGAUUUUUUUAAAUUCAGGUGAUGGAGAGAGAUUCGACUAAAUUUAGGUGUAGAAGGAGACUGGACUAAAUUUGGUUGUAAGGCAAUAUGUGACUAAAUUUAGGUGUAGGAAGGAGAUUCGACUAAAUUUAGGCGUAGGAAGGAGAUUUGACUAAAUUUGGUUGUAAGGGCAAUAUGUGACUAAAUUUAGAUGUUGGAAGGAGAUUUGACUAAAUUUAGGUGAUGGAGGGAGAUUCGACUAAAUUUAGGUGUAGGAAGGAGAUUUGACUAAAUUUGGUUGUAGGGGCAAUAUGUGACUAAAUUUUGGUGUGGGAGGAAGAUGUAGCUAAUUUUUUGUUUAGGAGGGAGAUGUGAGUAAAUUUAGGUGUACGGGUGAGAUGGGCUAAAUUAUUAUGUAGGAGGGAGAUGGGAUGAUCGAAGAUUGAAGAUUCAUUUUCUGACCGCGUUCGUUUUGUUACCUGUCUGGUACUGUGACAGGCCCACAAUAAAUAACCAUUUGGAAGGGAAGUUACACUUGGUAGCAUGUGAUAGGGAGAAGAAAUUACACGAUACUUCAGGGUGAUGAAUGCCAUUAAUUAUCAAAUCUAAGAAUAUCAUUAUGAAUUAUAGCAAAGAAUACCAUGGUGUAUCAAAGCUAAGAAGGUCGACAUUGAAUAAAGAAUAAGAUUUCACGAUUGACCAAAGCAAAGUAUGUUAUUGUUGAUCAUAUGAAAGGAUAUCAAGAUUGAUCAAAGCAAAUAAUGCAAUGAUUGAACAAAUCAAAUCUGUUCAUGAUUGAUCAACAAUCUUUGUCAUGAUUCUUCAAAGCAAAUAAUGUCCUGAUUGAUAAAAGCAAAAAAUAUCAUGAUUUAUUACAGAAAAAAUAUCAUGAUUAUUUAGAUAAAAUAUGCCAUGAUUGCUCUCAUAUAAAAAGAAAGAUCAGUUUGAUCAGGACAAAGAGAAGCAUGAUAUAUCUGGGUUUUUUUCAUCACUAAUGACGACUAAAGUAAUCUCCAUGUGCGUGGCUGGGUGGUCGAGUGAUGUAAACUGAAUCAAUCACAAGCUUGUGAUCAGGAACUCAAACCCAACCAAAUACCAUGUCAAGCUAAAACAACACCAGCACCCGGGUGGAUGGGACUCAUUUAACUUGGUUGGGAACUACUCAUCUAAAAGUAGCACCCAAGAUAGAUGGGAACUUUUAACCUUGUUGGCAACUCAUCUUACAACAGUACCCGGGAUAGAUGUGACUAAUUGAUCUUGAUUGGCAAAUCAUCUGUCACCAGCACCCAGGAUGGGUAUAACUCAUUAACCUUGGUUGCCAACUCAUCUAACAUCAGUAUCCAGGAUGAACGGGACCCAUUAAUUUUGGUUGGCAAAUCAGCUGUCACCAGCACCCAGGAUGGGUAUAACCCAUUAACCUAGGUUGGCAACUCAUCUAAUACUAGCACCCAGGAUGGAUUGGACCCAUUGACCUUUGUUGGCAUUUCAUCUAAGAUAUGGGACACAUUAACAUUUGUUCAUUCGAGAGAAGAAAACUCUGAAACGGAAACACGGAGCAGUCCCGUAUGAUACAGUAAUGUGAUGCAAAAUUCCGACACAUCCUGCAAGACAUUCCGAGCCAAGCUGUAUCAUCCAUCAUGUAUGGUCUUUCCUUUGUCUCUUUCUCGCGUGGGUAGUGGCGAUUUGCUGUCAAUAGAAACAGCGUAUGCUUGGGUUUUACAAAACAAACAAAAAAUAUUUUCAUCUAUAAAGUUGAUGAUUUUUCUCUUUCCAGGUCUUCCAAAUCUUUUUACUGAAAAUUACGAGUACUAAAAUAAGGAACCUUAAAAAUUAAGGGUGCUACUAUUCGUACCCGGGUACCAGAAGUGAGAUGUUAGGAUUAAAAUCUAUUAAAAAUAUUAUGGUUGGGUUUGUAAAAAAAAAAUGAUGUAUCAAAUGAAAGAUAAUUGAAUGGACUCUAUGUGUGUAAUUUUACUUCUUCAGUUUAACUAAAAUAAACUACAACUAAGGGCAUCCGAAUAACUCGGGUGCGAAUGGCGGCACUGCUUGUCUAGGUCCAUUUUGACUCUUAGCUAUUCGGAUGUCAUUUGUGGUAAUUUAUUUUAGUUAAACUGAUGAACUAAGUUUACAAACACAUAGUCCAUUCAAUUGUCCAUUAUUUGAUACCUCAUUUUGUCUUACAAACCCAACAAUAAAAUUAUAAUAGUUUCUUAAUCCCAACCUUUCACUUCUGGUACCCGGGUACGAAUAGCUGCUUCGAAAAAUUAAAAUAUUUUAAGUUUAUUUUGUGUUUGUUAAUGCUUUCUUUAAAAUUCGGUGAAUACACAAAGACAGCUAUUGUGACCAGUCAAGAUUUGUGGCAUGUCUAGUUUUGUUACCUGUCUAGGUUUGUGACAUGUCUAGGUUUGUGACCAGUCUAGGUUUUUGACCAGUCCAGGUUUUUGACCAGUCCAGGCUUGUGACAUGUCAAGGUUUGUGACCAGUCUAGGUUUGUGACCUGUCCAGGUUUGUUACAUGUCUUACUUUGAUAACAUGCCUUGUUUUGUGGCUUGUGUGAUAUGAAUCAGAAAUGGAUCAAAUCAUGUCAUGUGAGUUUAAAAACAAUGGACCUGUUGCAAUGCAUUAGUAAAUUAAAAGUAAAGACCAAUUGUCAUAAUACAUGCACAUUAGGAAUUAACUGUCAGAAUACAUACAUUAGACGGAUUAUUUGUAACAAUACUUAAAAGAUGUUUAGACCAACUGUCAAAAUGCAUAAAACAAGUAAAGUCAUUCCUAGUUCAUCGCGGAAUUCAGUUCCAGACUUUAUCGCUUUCAUCCCAUUUCCGCAAAGAGAGAUGAUUUAUUUAUAAAUCUAAAUUUUUUGUAGUCAGAUGUUACGCAGUGGCUUCUCUUGUGAGAAAUUGAUCUCAUACUUUAAUUUUAUGGCGCGUUCAAACAGUGCCUGACAAAGGACGAUACCAUAGAUAAAUACAAUAAAAUUACGACACCCAAAUCAGUUCAAAUUACAAUUAAUAAGAUUUAAUUUUGUAAUAAUACAAUUACAAAACAAAAGAAAUAUAAUUACAAAUCAUCAACUUACAGAGUAUCGGAAAAUCUUUUACCGGUACACAAUUAGUACAAUGUGGCAAUUAAUAAUGAUGAAUAAUGAAUGCGAAUAAACACAUAUGAGCACACAAAGAAUACAAAAAUUGUCUCGUACAGUUAAUAAUAUCUAUCUCCGUCUAUCUUAUUCUCCGUCUGAUUCUCUCUCUCCGAAACCCUUUGUUUAUAUUGUGGGUCUACGGACGCGUCCAGAAACGCCUUUGCUUAUCUAAUACAAUCGCGAACAUUUGACAAAACACCACUAAUAACAAAUUAAUUAUUUUUAGUUGCUGUCGGCAAUAAACACGACAGAUCAAAAUACUAAGCCACGCCCAUCAAUGAACGUAGCGUCUCAUGUGGGGUCAACCAGAGUUCACGCACGAGGAAAGUGUUGUAAACAAGCUCUACAUAACACAGCACAUAGAAAACGGUUCUCGACCCUCUAAACUAUUAAAUACUGUCUUUAAGUUUUUUUAUUCCCUCAAGGUUGCCUUAAUAAAUGGGGCUAAGACCUUACGUAGUGUAAUUUUAAUUAUGAUAAUAAUAUAGGGGUGUAUAAUUGACCACGGAGCGCGUGCUGUAUCAUUUUCACCAUCUCCAUCAAAGUUUUAUGAAUACAUCUUAUAUUUCCACAUAAUAAAACACGAAAAACCUAGACAUGUCAAAGUGUAGCCGCGAAAUUUGAGGCUUGAAAUUGCGAGUGACUACUGUAUGAGGUAAUGUCAUAACACGUGUAAAAGUGUAAUGUAGCACUUAUUAGACUACUGUAUGAGGUAAUGUCAUAACACGUGUAAAAGUGUAAUGUAGCACUUAUUAGAAACAAAAGUUAACACGCUCUGAUUAUCACUUCGGCACAUACACACCCUAUGUGUGCUGGUUCCUAACCUCUUGUUUCGUCAGUCAUACUCGGUGACUAACCAUCCAGUGACCAACACAUAAAAAUGUCUUCAUUGUUCCCCUGAGAGUUCUAUAGAAGGCAGUGUGAUAAAAAGUCGUCUAGGGAUAGGUCCCUUUUCCAACGGCCACAAACAACAACACUAUCGACUCAGAAUCUGAAUCUAAAGUCCGUUUUCGUUCUCUCUGAUAAGAACUUCAUGAUGUGGUUCAACUAAAAGUAUACUUUAAUUAUUCAUUCUAUGUGCCAAGAGGCAAUGCACAACAAACAAAUAAGCAACAUUAUUGUUCACAUGUGACAUAAUGGAAUUUCCAGAACUUCGCGCAAACAAUCACUAAUUUAUUACUUUAAAAAAAAGGGCAGCGUUACGUCCAUAAGACUUCUCCGAACCAAUAUAUUGCACCAUCGGAAAUGUGUCUUAGCGCAUUGACGACUGAGCAAAAGUGGUGCGAGACAUGGGGAAGUCCCAAAGGAAAACAUCCUUGCUCACAGAAACAAUAAUACAUAAAAACUAUAUCAGGUGAUAUUACCGUGACAGCAGGUCCCAUAUAAACUACUCGUUUUAAUAUGAUACAGAUGACUGGUAUAAAGCAAAAUUAGUUCUUAUUUAUUUCACCAGUCUAUCUGGCCGCUUCGUAAAUAAAAGACAUGCUAUCUCCUUGUGUACAUUAUAGUUUGUGCUUGUAAUGAUCCAGUCCUGUUCAUUAUUGAUAUAGAUAUGUAUUCUUUUACCUUAAUUAUGUAUCAAGCUUAUGGCAUUGACCAUUAAAAUGACAGCACAAAAGUAAUACAUACGGUCACACGUCAUGUCUUCUACAGUGGCACGUGUGCGUGCGUUUGCACUAUCAGAACUAAUUUAUAUAGUCCUAGUUAUACACAAUGAACUGCGUCAAGUUAAACAUCAACUUGGCGUGUACACAAGUAUCCAUUUUGGUUUAAACAUUACGCAUUCAUCAAAACCAGAUUUGUGUUUAAAAAAUUUAAGUGCCUCACUUUUAUUUUUAUUGCUACAGAAAGUUGAAAUUUGAGAGCUUAUGUUGUUGUUUUUUUUAAUGUUCAUGUUAAAAAAAAUAUGUGCAUUAAAAAAACUGCAUAGAAUUUGCGAAUCACGUGACAAAUGACAAGCAAACUCUAUGCAAAUUGUCAGAUAUUUUAGAAAUUCAGAAAUAAUAUGUUUAUUAUAAAUAUACCGAUAGUUUUUUUGUAUAAGUUUUUAUAACCAUUUUUUUUCCGUACACUACUGGAUGGUUUAAUUAUGAGACUUGCUUAAGUGAAAACAUUUAUAAAAAAACGAAUAAAAAUACGUUAACAGUUUCAAUAAAAGAACAAGAAAGGAACGAUAAAAACUCGUUCUAUUCUAAUUAUUUUGUUAGUAUACUUCGGAAAUGCAUGACGUCACAUAGUCGAUUCCCAAAGCGUUUCAUUUAAGUUCCACUAAUGAACUAAACGAAUGAGAACCGCUAACAACCGAACUAGCGAACAUUAGAACCAUUACCACAUGCCAACAAGAGAAGCUUUACUCAAGGUGAGAGCCACUGUUCAUCUUUCCCUGGUUGAGAGCCCCUGAUCUUAGUGGCUGAGGGACAAAUGUCACAUGUCAGUAGAGGUUUCAGUAAUUGUGACAUCACAGCCAAAAUGAUGACGUAGUGCUGUCCUGGAGCAGCACAGACCCCGAGCUCACUCAAAUCUUUUUGUCCACCAAACAGAAAAUUGAAAUGUUAAAAAGGUGGGCAUAUAAGGGCAGAUCAUUCUAAUGCGCUGCCUGGGCGAAUUUUGUUCCGGCACAAAUCCUUGCUUUACACCACCUGUUGACACGUCUACGUAACUCUGAUGAAGAGAUUUCUUGCGGCUCUGUCCAUUGUUAACUCCCUUUUACUUAGCUUAACUGGUGUAAGAAUGACGGUUGGUGUUGUCUCAUGUCUGCGGCAACAAACACUGUUGACGUUGCAACGGCACCCAUGAAAUUAAUGCUCGGUUGAAAUAUCUUUAGGAAAACCCAAGUUCCCGUCUUGCCCACACGUAUUUUCCUAACUGUGAUCAUCACAACUUUUUGGCACGAGAUUUACUUUACUUCAAUCCAAAUGUCCAGACUUGAUGUUGGGGUCAAGUCGAGCCCCAGAGAAAUGUCUGCCAACACGACGGACGAGUGCAUGAGAACUAAUAAAAUAAGAAGGAAUUAUUUAAGAGAAAACCACGUUCAUUACGUUUGUUUGAUGCACUGCAACAGGAUAGCAUAUUCAAAGGGUAAAUUUUAAUUUUUUUGUACUUGUCAUUACAAGUAUGAGCAGGCAAGUUUAUAAGCUUGUUACAAGUUAUUAAUCAAGGAAAUAAAUUUUUACUCGUACGAUAGGUCAGGGUAAUGAGCUUAUUACAAUUAUUGAUUAAUUUAUUAGUUGAUAAUGACCUUAACAACAAAAAGUUUGAAGAACGUUAAAUGACAGAUGACAGACAGACAGUGUUUAUUUUGUAUAGGCAAUACACAAAACUAUAAAAUUUUGAACACAAAAAUUUAAAGUUAUAUUUAAAAGAAAAUAUAUUUAUUUCAUGAGCCAUUUAGUAGAAAAUAUAAUUUUAGUAAAAAAUAGCAAGUCAAUGUGGUGACGAAAUCAUGCUGUUCUUAUAAGUUCAAAGUUCAUCCUUAUCCUCAUGUACCUUAGUCCUUGUUCCGUUGGGGCGCCACAGAUGACAUGUGAACCAUCCUCCUCCAUUCCUCUCUGUCUUCAGCACUACGCACUGCAUCGCCUAGUGAUAGUCCUGUCCACUCUUUGAUGUUAUCCUCCCAUCUUUUUCUUUGUCUUCCUCUUCUUCUCCCUCCUCUUGUGGUGCCCUGCAAUAUUUCUUUGGCAAGCCCUUGUUUCCUUGUUACGUGGCCGUACCAUUGUAACCAGUAGGUCAUCAUACUCCUCAAUUGCCUUGCGAACCCUUUCUUUCAAUGUGUCAUCGGAGAUGUGGUCCCUAUAGCAGAUGCCUAAAAUUCUUCUGAAACAUCUCAUCUCCAUCGCCUUUAUUUUCCUUUAUAGAUCGGCUGUUUCAAAGUACAAAGCACUCAAAAUACCUUCUCGAUACACCCCUCUCACCCAAUUUUUUUUUCUACAGGGCGAAUUAUUCCCCUUUAAUUUUUUUUUUUUUUUCACAAACAUUGCUUACUUAACUCACUGACAAUUUGAAAAGCGGAUUAAACUACGCAAUGGAAAACAGAGCUUCCUCCCCCACCCUAACACCCCCCCCCAAUAUUAAUAUUAUAAAGCUUCUAUCCCCCUCGAUGCCUUGAUCUGAAUUCGUUGUCUUCGGAAAGGGAUAUUUUAGAUCAAGAAUAUUAGAAAAUGUGCGAUUUUCUUUUCUUAUUUCAUCCUUCCCAAUGUUGCCUUGUUACUAGAGCGCCGUAUUGCCACACAGCACGAAUCUCCUCAUCUUAGGCUGGUUUCCAGGAGCUCCACCCAGUACCAAGGCUUGGCCUGCAACCCUAGGACCAACCACUGGUAAAAUCUUUCCCCACGACAGACACAUGGCUGGGACGUCCACACAAACAUCUUAACGUACAAGCGAAGAGCUAUUCCACUACGUUCAAGGGCAGAGCUAAUCCACCACGUACAAAGGCAGAGCUAUUCAACUACCUACAAGGGCAGAGCUAUUCAAAUACGUACAAGGGCAGAUCUAUUCCACUACAUACAAGGGCAGAGCUAUUCCACUAGGUACACGGUCAGUAUUAUUCCACUACCUACAAGGGCAGAGCUAUUCAACUACGUACAAGGGCAGAGCUAUUCCACUACGUACAAGGGCAGAGCUAUUCCACUACGUACAAGGGCAGAGAUAUUCCACAACGCACAAGUGCAGAGCUAUUCCACUACCUACAAGGGCAGAGCUAUUCCACUACGUACAAGGUCAGAUCUAUUCCACUACGUUCAAGGGCAGAGCUAUUCUACUACGUACAAGGGCAGAGCUAUUCCACUACGUACAAGGGCAGAGCUAUUCCACCACGUACAAGGGCUGAGCUUUCCACUACGUACAAGGGCAGAGCUAUUCCACUACGUACAAGGGCAUAGUUAUUCCACUACGCACAAGGGCAGAGCUAUUCCACUACGUACAAGGGCAGAGCUAUUCCACUACGUACAAGGGCAGAGUUAAUCCACUACGCACAAGGGCAGAGCUAUUUCCACUACGUACAAUGGCAGAGCUAUCCCACCAAAUACAAGGGCAGAGCUAUUCCAAUACGUACAAGGGCAGAGCUAUUCCACUACGUACAAGGGCAGAGUUAUUCCACUACGCACAAGGGCAGAGCUAUUCCACUACGUACACGGUCAGUAUAAUUCCACUACCUACAAGGUCACAGCUAUUCCACUACGUACAAUGGCAGAGCUAUUCCACUACCUACACGGUCAGAGUUAUUCUACUACUUACAAGGGCAGAGCUAUUCCACUACCUACAAGGGCAGAGCUAUUCUACCACGCACAAGGGCAGAGAUAUUCCACUACAUACAAGGGCAGAGCUAUUCAACCACGUAUAAGCGAAGAGCUAUUCCACUAAGUUCAAGGGCAGAGCUAAUCCACCACGUACAAAGGCAGAGCUAUUCAACUACCUACAAGGGUAGAGCUAUUCAACUACGUACAAGGGCAGAUCUAUUCCACUACAUACAAGGGCAGAGCUAUUCCACUAGGUACACGGUCAGUAUUAUUCCACUACCUACAAGGGCAGAGCUAUUCAACUACGUACAAGGGCAGAGCUAUUCAACUACGUACAAGGGCAGAGCUAUUCCACUACGUACAAUGGCAGAGAUAUUCCACUAUGCACAAGUGCAGAGCUAUUCCACUAGGUACACGGUCAGUAUUAUUCCACUACCUACAAGGGCAGAGCUAUUCCACUACGUACAAGGGCAGAGCUAUUCAACUACGUACAAGGGCAGAGCUAUUCCACUACGUACAAUGGCAGAGAUAUUCCACUAUGCACAAGUGCAGAGCUAUUCCACUACCUACAAGGGCAGAGCUAUUCCACUACGUACAAGGUCAGAUCUAUUCCACUACGUGCAAGGGCAGAGCUAUUCCACUACGUACAAGGGCAGAGCUAUUCCACUACGUACAAGGGCAGAGCUAUUCCACCACGUACAAGGGCUGAGCUAUUCCACUACAUACAAGGGCAGAGCUAUUCCACUACGUACAAGGGCAUAGUUAUUCCACUACGCACAAGGGCAGAGCUAUUCCACUACGUACAAGGGCAGAGCUAUUCCACUACGUACUAGGGCAGAGCUAUUCCACUACGUACAAGGGCAGAGCUAUUCAACCACGUACAAGGGCAGAGCUAUUCCACUACGUACUAGGGCAGAGCUAUUCCACCACUUACAAUGGCAGAGCUAUUCCACUACGUACAAGGGCAGAGCUAUUUCACUAAGUACAAGGGCAGGACUAUUCCAGUAGGUACAAAGGCAGAGCAAUUCUACUACGUACAAGGGCAGAACUAUUACACUACGUACAAGGGCAGAACUAUUCCACUAAGUACAAGGGCAGAGCUAUUCCACUAAGUACAAGGGCAGAACUAUUCCUCUACGUACAAGGGCAGAACUAUUCCACUAAGUACAAGGGCAGAGCUAUUCCACUAAGUACAAGGGCAGAACAAUUCCACUACGUACAAGCGCAGAACUAUUCCACUACGUACAAGGGCAGAACUAUUCCACUAAGUACAAGGGCAGAGCUAUUCCACUAAGUACAAGGGCAGAACUAUUCCACCAAAUACAAGGGCAGAGCUAUUCCACUACGUACAAGGGCAGAGCUAUUCCAGUACGUACAAGGGAAGAGCUAUUUCACUACGUACAAGGCAGAGCUAUUCCAAAAAGUACAAGGGCAGAGCUAUUCCACUACGUACAAGGGCAGAGCUAUUCCACUACCUACACGGUCAGAGUUAUUCUACUACUUACAAGUCAGAGCUAUUCCACUACGUACUAGGGCAGAGCUUUUCCACUAAGUACAAGGGCAGAACUAUUCCACUAAGUACAAGGACAGAACUAUUCCACUAAGUACAAGGGCAGAGCUAUUCCACUACGUACAAGGGCAGAGCUAUUCCACUAAGUACAAGGGCAGAACUAUUCCACUACCUACAAGGGCAGAGCUAUUCCACUACCUACAAGGGCAGAGCUAUUCCACUACUUACUGUUGUAUUGUCCACUUAUUAUUGCCCUGAGAAAUCACGAAGAAAAAGACCGGAGAACUCACUUCCAACAUUGAAUAGAUCUCACUGCAGAUUGAUCUACCAAGAUCAUCUAAUAGAUUAUAGAUUGAUCAGUUCAAUCUGAUAGGACUGAAAGCAUAAAUUCUAAUACAACGAAAAACGACUAUUAUGAUGAAUGUUAGACAUAACGGGAAAGCAAUACACUUAAUAACUUAUAACGUAGACUUGAAAUCAUAUGAACUUUGCUUUUUAUACAUUUGAUUAUCAUAUAUUACUUGUUUAUAAAUACGUUUUUAUUACUGACGAAAUUGUGUUGUGAAGGUUUUGAUCGCUAGGCAUAAAUAAAAUAACAUAAUGAUGUCCCUUUGUGUGGAUCCUACAUGAUGUCCCUUUGUGUGGAUCCUACAUGAUGUCCCUUUGUGUGGAUCCUACAUGAUGUCCCUUUGUGUGGAUCCUACAUGAUGUCCCUUUGUAUGGAUCCUACAUGAUGUCCCUUUGUGUGGAUCCUACAUGAUGUCCCUUUGUGUGGAUCGUACAUGAUGUCCCUUUGUGUGGAUCCUACAUGAUGUCCCUUUGUGUUGAUCCUACAGCCCUACUAACAAAAGUCUCUUCACCACAUAUAUAGUGCGUUCCAAAUGAAAUAUAUCAAAAUCAUGCUCCUGUGAACUGAUCGAUAGAAACGCAAAAACCAAUCCAUUGGAUCUUCAAAACAACAUUUGUUCUUAUUUUACAAUCCAAUCCCAUAUCGCAAUACAAUCUGUCAGAUUUAACCAGAAUGAACGUUUACACGUCAUACAUCCUGGACACAUUGAUCUAGUGAGGAGUGAAGCACUGCUAUAGAGUUACUAGCAGACAUUUCCACGCCAUACACACAAGAUUUCCAAACUACAAUUUGCCCAUUGCAUAGAAAGUAGAAUAGAGAGCCACUUUUAAUUCAAUUAGAAUAUAGGGCCAUGUGUACUGCCUUACGUUAUGCAUGUAGCAUAUAGGUCACGUGUAGUGGCAUGACGCUAGGUAUAUAGAAUAUUAGGUUACGUGUACUGCCACGAAGUUAAUCGUCUGACUUUGGCCUAAACCAAAAUUAGGCUAAAAGUAAAAAUGACUUUCUGCCAAAACCGAAGCUGCUACCAAAAGCGUAAUGAAACUUUCGGCCGAAACUGAAACCACAACUGAAACUGAAAUAUUUAGAUAUUUUGAAUUUCGUUCACGCAUACAUGCUGCAUUCAUCAAAAAAUGCUGGGGCAAAUAUCAAUAUUUCCAUUCGUUCUAUAAACAAUGAGAUCAUCGUGAAUAUAAAUAAUCAUCAUCAAGUGCAGGGGUCUCAAACUCACGGCCAAUUUCCGGCUAAAAAGACGAUAGUUUGCGACCGCAACAUGACAGCAAAGUUUAGUGUUAAUGCGCGUGACGCGUUUUCCCUAUAUGCGACGGUUUCAGCCGAAUCACACCGACUAGUCUACUUCUGAUUUAUUUGUAUUAUGUAUAUAUAUGUGUAUGUUAAUUAUAAUGGUUAAAAUCGUUUUAAAAUGGGACUAAAAGAUUUAAUUUUAUAGCGUUGUAUGAGACAAACAUGAGCAAAGUGCGGUUUUGAGAAGUUUGAAGAGUCAGUUGGUGGGUAAUGCACAGCCAUAAUUGCGUAAAUAGUACCAUUCUGACACAGUAUCAAAGAAUCUCUAUUGAAAUUGCUGCUAGUGUUUCCAGGUGAAGGGAAUUCCGAGCCUGUCAGCCUAGUCACUUUCAAAAGGUUUAGUCAUAAAGGCCUUUGUUACUAUACAAAAUCUAAAUUUAUUCUCUCUACAGUAGCAUAUUCUUUAGCACCAAUAAUUCAUAAAUAUUGUCUGCUCCUUACUACUACUUGAACACGUUUUAGCAUCAAAAGCCUUCAUGUAGAAGAUUAGGGUGGUUGAUCCUGUACUUAGUGUUCCCAAAUAGCCAAUGAGCUGAAUGUACUCAACAAGACGUUAAAAGACCCAGGGUAGAUUUAAUGUGUAGCCUAUGACAACAACUUGUGUUAUGGUACUUAGAGAAACGUCUGCCAUUUCCUAACAUACAAAGUACUCAUGGAAUUCGGCACACCAUUCAGUAGUAAAAAUACUGAUGCCAUUGCAAAGCUUCAGAAUGAAUUUGAUCACAUGUUUUAGACUUCAAAACACACAGAGCAACUUUUUAUAACUCUUUUUUCUUUAAUGUCAAAGAUGCCCCCACUUUUUACGCUUUAAAUGGAGCUAAUAUCUUCAGUGUAAUUCUAAGUUCAGUGAGGUGAAAAGAAAAACAGACUAGCAUGGAUGUCAAGGGUAUGAGAAUCACUGUUGUUAUGAGUAGAGCAUUGUUGUCAUGUUUUAUUGGGAAAAGAUAAUGAGUUGGAGAUUUUACGUGUAGCUGUAUCAUUUGUGUGAGAGUGUUGUGACGUAAUUGUGUUAUGGGAAGUGACGCGUUAGUUUUAGUGUUGUUGGAGAAGAGAGAUGGCCAUUGUGCACUAUUCAAGACAUAGCUUCUUGUGUGAUGUUUCUAUGUGUGAGGAUUUCAACUAGAUAUAUUGUGAAGUUGAACGUUUACAAGCUUUAUAGCGAAGUACACUGAUUGUCAUGUUAAAGAGGCAUAUUAAAUGUAUAUAUUGUAUCGAGCAGUUGAGUGUUUGUUGAACUGGAGACUAUUACUAUUGGUUGUGCUGUUCGGUGAUAAAGUGUGAGACUGGGCUGGAUGAAUAGACACUCAUUGCCAUGAGUGGAUGAUUUGCAACACAAAAGAUACAACGUCUCGGCAAUGAACAAUUUAUGAGACAAUUGCCAUCCCACUUCACUGAGUUUUCCAAAUUGUUUAUUAAAACACAUCGUUCAACAACACUAUUAAUCUAAAAGCUUUAUAAUACCUCUUUUGUUAUCUUUAUCUAUGUUAUUUUUAAUGUCGUCUUUGAUGUCGUCUUCAAAAUAAAUCAAUCAAAUAACACAAAUAGCAUGGACAACAACAAGGGAAAUUAAAAUUAAAUUAAAAUCAAGUUUAGAAAUCAAAGUGAAGUAAUUUAAUAACAAAAAAUGAAUAAGUAAUUAUUGGGUUAUCUCCCCUUCCAACCGCCAUUAUAUAACCGCAAACCGCCAAGAAAUACCCACCAGCCCGCCAAAACCGCCCUGAUUUGUACACCCUAUACUACUCUCAUGGGGUAAGUUUAUGGCGUUCAAGACCAAGGACCGGAGAAUUAAAAAAAUAAAACGGGAAUUGAAAUCAUCGACACGAAAUGACGUCAUGGAAAGAAUGUUUAAAUAUGGAUACAAAGACGCUGUCUGUGUCAAGAGGGCUAUCCAUAGUUUAGUAAGGAUUUUGUCUUGUCAACUUAGCUCAUCUAAGUUUAACAUAAAGUAUGCCCAACCCUUAAUAGAACCACCAAUUAAAAGAAACAUUCACGAUCAAUACACUCGAAGGCAUACAUUGAAUACAGUUACGUCACCUUGUGGGCGUUAUGUCUAUUACUGAAAUGUCAUUGACAGACUGUUAGCUAAAUUUAUGGAUUGAGAUGAGCAAACAAUGAGGAACAAUGGUCGUGAAGCAGUGGUUCUCAAACUAUCAAAAGUUUCGCGACACGCGAUUGUCAACUAUAUCUGCCCACAUUAGGUCUACUCUAACUGUAUACCUCAGGCCUAUUUUAACUGUAUACAUAAGGUCAGCUAUUGCAUUUACAUACUGUGCACAUAAUGGACAGCUUUUGACACGUGAACCAAAUAAAAUCUCUCUUUCGAAUAGCACAAACUUCCAAAAUAAUGUACCGCCGUCUCGGCAGGGUUCAUGGGAUUUGGAGGAAGGAUGAGGGAGGUUGUCGAGCGUAAUGACUGGGAACAGCCAUAUGGACCCAAUUCAUAGCUCUAGACUGGUAACGUUACUGUGCACAUAUUUUAGAACCCCUCUUUUGUAGGGACUACCCCCACUUUGUUCAGAAAUAAGUUGAGCUGGGUAGUUAAAAUCACUAGUCAAGCAACACAGACCCAGAAACACACAGUGAACAGUUCCAAUGUUUCGAUUUGUUUUCCUAUUGGCUUGUUGGCUGGCAUUACUGGAUGGUGAGUACUUAAUAUUAAAUAACUUAUUCUGUGCAGUGUUACAGAGGAGGCGUCACUAAAAGGUAAAUGUGAUGGAUUGUUGCAAGAAGUAAGAGGGCUGCUGGAGGUUUAUUGGGGAUUUUUAGAGUGGCCUUGACCCUAACAGGCAAUCCACAGGCAGCGUGUCCUCUUUCCGAAAACGGGGAGCCUGCGAUUGUAAGCUUGUUGUUUGAAAGGCAUACUGCUCAGGUGGACAACUCAAUUGACUUGUUGUUGGACCAAACACUGGCUAUGGCACCAACCAUUUGUCUUAUGAUCUGGGUUCGGAUGUAGUUCUUCUUCAAUUACCAGCUGCUCGCCUUAAUCAUCUUAUCUUACAAUUGCUACUUGACAUCCCCUUCUCAUCUAUCAAUGGCCAAUCGACAUUAACUCCUCUCCUCUCAGUUGCUACUUGACAUCAACUCCUCUUCUCUCAGGUGCUACUUGACAUUAAUUUCUCACUUCCCAGUGUCUGCUCGUUUUAAUCAUCUCAUCUCUUAGCUGCUGCUUAUCUUAAUCAUCUCAUCCCUUAAGUGCUGCUUAAAUGCCUUAAACAUCUCAUUCUCAUGUGCCAAUUUUAUCUCAUUUUAUUAAAUCACCAGAAUAGUUUCAUAGCUGACAGUUUUCUGUGGUAAAAAUCAAAUCAAUUUAUUACUUAUUUUAAGUCUCUAAGUCGGAGAUGCCAUCUUUUAUGUCAAGUAACGGUUAAAUCUCAAGCUACGAUUGAAUAUCAGACUACGGUUGAAUGUCAAGCUAAUGUUGAAUGUCAGGCUACAAUUGAAUGUGAGAGUACUUUGGAAUGUCAAGCUAGGGUUGAAUAUCAGCCUACACUUGAAAGUCAGGAUAUGGUUUAAUGUCAGGCUAGGUUGAAUGUCAGACUACUGUAGAAAUCUGACAACAUCAAACCAGUUCUACGAGAUCUCCAUUGGGUUCCUGUGAGUGAGCGCCAUCUAUGCAGCUGUAUGCCAGGGACAUAAUUUUGUAGUUAAUGCGCUCACUUACAGGAAUCCAGUGGAGAUCACGUAAAACUGGAGUGAUGUGGUCAGAUUUUUUUCAUCAGCGUUCAAUGAGUGCUGCAGUAUUUUGAAUCUUUUGGAGUCUCUAAAUGUGGCUCUGAGGUAAACCCAAAAAACAACUAUUACAGUAAUCUAAUCUUGACUGGAUUAGAGUUACUGCUACAGGAUUAGUUGUUCUCCUAUUGAGUUGAGGACGCAGCUGACCCAGGGCACGCAGAUGACAGAAGCUUGUCUUGACAACAGAACCGGAUAUAACACAUAUAAGAUAGACAGCACACAUUGCAUUAUAUACUAAAUACUUGGUUAUCACACUUAUAAGACAUGCAGCACAGGUAGCUCUGUAUUCUACAUAUUUGGAUAUAUCACUUAUUAGGCAGACAAGACACGUGGCUUUAUAUUCUACACACUUGGAUAUCACACAAAUAUAAGGCGGACAGAACGCAUUGCUUUAUAUUGCAUAUACUUGGCUAUCACACUUAUGAGACAUGCAGCAAUCGUAGCUCUAUAUUCUGCAUAUUAUGAUAUCACACUUAAACGGCAGACACCACACGUAGCUCUAUAUUCUACUGACUUAAAUAUAACACCUAUAAGGCAGACAGCACAAGUGGCUUUAUAUUCUACACACUUGGAUAUCACACUUAUAAAACAGGCAGAACACAUAGCUUUAUAUUGUAUAUACUUGGAUAUCAUACUUAUAAGCCGAACAGCUUGCGUGCACUUAAAUUCUUCAUAGUAAAAAAUGUCAAUGCAGCACACGUGGUUCUAUAUACUCUUCAUACUUGACGUCAUGGCUGUAAACCUUGCCCUAUAUUCUAUAUACUCUUCAUACUUGACGUCAUGGCUGUAAACGUUGCCCUAUAUUCUAUAUACUCUUCAAACUUGACGUAAUGGCUGUAAACCUUGCCCUAUAUUCUAUAUACUCUUCAUACUUGACGUAAUGGUUGUAAACCUUGCCCUAUAUUCUAUAUAAUUAUUGCCAUCGCAAUACACGUGGCCUUAUAUUCUACAUACUUAACGUCAUAGCAGUACAUAAGCCCCACUAUUCUACAUACUUAACGUCAUAGCAGUACAUACGCCCCACUAUUCUACAUACUUAACGUCAUAGCAGUACAUAAGCCCCAAUAUUCUACAUACUUAACAUCAUAGCAGUACAUACGCCACACUAUUCUACAUACUUAACGUCAUAGCAGUACAUAAGCCCCACUAUUCUACAUACUUAACGUCAUAGCAGUACAUAAGCCCCACUAUUCUACAUACUUAACGUCAUAGCAGUACAUUAGCCCCACUAUUCUACAUACUUAACGUCAUAGCAGUACAUACGCCCCACUAUUCUACAUACUUAACGUCAUAGCAGUACAUAAGCCCCACUAUUCUACAUACUUAACGUCAUAGCAGUACAUACGCCCCAAUAUUCUACAUACUUAACGUCAUAGCAGUACAUAAGCCCCACUAUUCUACAUACUUAACGUCAUAGCAGUACAUAAGCCCCACUAUUCUACAUACUUAACGUCAUAGCAGUACAUAAGCCCCACUAUUCUACAUACUUAACGUCAUAGCAGUACAUACGCCCCACUAUUCUACAUACUUAACGUCACAGCAGUACAUACGCCCCACUAUUCUACAUACUUAACGUCAUAGCAGUACAUAAGCCCCAAUAUUCUAUAUACUUAACGUCAUAGCAGUACAUACGCCCCACACUAUUCUAUAUACUUAACGUCAUAGCAGUACAUACGCCCUACUAUUCUACAUUCUUAACGUCAUAGCAGUACAUAAGCCCCACUCUUAUACAUACUUAACGUCAUAGCAGUACAUAAGCCCCACUAUUCUACAUACUUAACGUCAUAGCAGUACAUAAGCCCCACUAUUCUACAUACUUAACGUCACAGCAGUACAUACGCCCCACUAUUCUACAUACUUAACGUCAUAGCAGUACAUAAGCCCCAAUAUUCUAUAUACUUAACGUCAUAGCAGUACAUACGCCCCACACUAUUCUAUAUACUUAACGUCAUAGCAGUACAUACGCCCUACUAUUCUACAUUCUUAACGUCAUAGCAGUACAUAAGCCCCACUCUUAUACAUACUUAACGUCAUAGCAGUACAUAAGCCCCACUAUUCUACAUACUUAACGUCAUAGCAGUACACAAACCCCACUAUUCUACAUACUUAACGUCAUAGCAGUACAUAAGCCCCACUAUUCUACAUACUUAACGUCAUAGCAGUACAUAAGCCCCACUAUUCUACAUACUUAAGGUCAUAGCAGUAAAUAAGCCCCACUAUUCUAUAUACUUAACGUCAUAGCAGUACAUACGCCCCACUAUUCUAUAUACUUACCGUCAUGGCCGAACAAAUGGACCUAUAUUUUACAUACUCACUGUCAUGGUAGUACAAUGGCCUAUAAUCAACAUACUUAACGUCUGGCAGAACACAUGGUAAUAUUUUCUACAUUCUCAAAGUCAUGGCAGUACACGUGGUCCUAUAUUUUAAUUGAAGUACACGUUGCCCAUAAGUCUACAUACUUGACAUCAUGGCAGUACACGUGGCCUAAUAGUCUCCAUACUUAACGUCAUUGCAGUACACGUGACGCAGUAUUCUACAUACUUAUCGUCAUGGAAGUUCACAUGGCCCUAUAAUCUACAUACUUGCCGUCAUGGCAGUACAAAUGGCCCUAUCUGGAGGUUUUCGGAGAGUAUGUCCUCUCCAUACCCAUCUUUUCUGUAAGAUGUUUGCGUUGAUGGGCACCUGGUGAGUUCUUUCUAGUAGAUCUUUGUUAGUGAUAGUAUUUGGUCAUUUGAUGUUCAGGAUUUUUCUAAGGCAUGUGUUUAUUUAUGUAUUUAUUUAUUUAGGCAUUUUUAUAUAGCGCUUACCAUAAAGCUCUAAGCGCUUUACAGUUAUUAAAACAUGUAAACUAAGUAAAUAAAAAUGAGACACUAGGAUAGUAACUACUAUACCAUAGAAACAAUGAAAAUGGCUAUAACACGAGGACACUUUAACACUUCAGGAUCAACCCGAAACAGAAAAUGAGGUAGGGCAAGGAGGAUGCAUCACAGGUCAUAGGCGGACCUAAACAGAUUAGUUUUAAGGGACUUUUUGAAAAUGGACGAGGUUUCACAAUGACGGAUAUGGAAGGGGAGCUGGUUCCAGAACGUGGGCCCAUGGAAGCAGAAGGACCGUUCAAUGUCUACACUAUCUGUGUAAGCUCGAUUUUUUUUUAAGUUUCUGCGCCUUGUAGUAGUACUGUUUUAACAUUUGUAUUAAAGAUUGUAACAUAGGUUUGCAUUUUCAGCUCUUUUGACUCCCAUAUUUUGUUUUAUAGCAAGAACGCAGAUUUAGCUUUUACCCUUCUAGCCCUUCCGUCCACUUCGGAUCCACCAGUUGUGUCUAUGGUACUGCAUACAUAUUUAAAGGACUCCACUUCUUCCAGUGCCUUUCCUGCCAAAUAGAUUCGGUCUUGAUUCUACAGAUUACGUCAUGGCAGUUCAUGUGGCCCUAAAAUCUACAUACUUAACUUCGUGGCAGUACACGUAACCUAAUACUCUAUAUACCUAGCGUCAUGCCAGUACACGUGACCUAUAUGCUACAUGCAUAACGUAAGGCGGUACACAUGGCCCUAUAUUCUAAUUGAAUUACAAGUGGCUCUACAUUCUACGUACACAACGUCAUGGCAGUACACGUGGCUCUUUAUUCCACAUACUUAAUGUCAUGUCAGUUCACGUGUCCCUAUAUUCUACAUUUUUACCGUCAUGACAGUACACGUUUUAUAGCCAUUUUCACUGUUUCUAUAGUAUAGUAGUUACUAUCCUAUUGUCUCAUUUUUAUUUUACUUAGUUUACAUGUUUUUAAUAAUUGUAAAGCGCUUAGAGCUUUAUGGUAAGCGCUAUAUAAAAAUGCCUAAAUAAAUAAAUAAAUACCCGUGGCCUUAUAUUCUACAUACAUAACGUCUUGGCAGUACACGUGGCCCUAUAUUCUGCAUCAGGCCUGCCCAACAUACGGCCCACGGGACGCAUGUGGCCUGCCAGCACCCUCUUUGCGGCCCGCGAAGUAACAAAAUAUUUUUUAUUCUUAUUAUUUCCUUAAUAGCUUUUCCCCCUGUCUUAUUUUCUUUGGGCCCGCACAAUUUUUUCAUAAAAUAUUAAGGCCCACUUUACAUUUUGAGUUGUGCAGGCCUGUUCUACAUACUUGACGUCAUGACAGUGCAUUUACUCUAAAUAAUAUGACUUCUGGGUUUCUUCAAGUUACUACAAGGAAAAAAAAGGUCUAUGUAUAUGGACAAUGCAUAGGCAUUGAUAUGGGCAUAUACAAGUCUUUUACAUAGGCAUAUAAAUGGGCAUAUACAUCGGCAUAUACAUGGGCAUAUACAUGGGCAUAUACAUGGGCAUAUACAUGGGCAUAUACAUGGGCAUAUACAUUGGCAUGUACAUUAGCAUAUACAUGGGCAUAUCAUUAGCAUACAGUUAUGCACAUACAUGGAUAUAUACAUGGGUAUACACAGUGGCAUACACAUUGACAUAUACAGGAACAUAUACCUGAGCAUAACCAUGUGCAUAUACAUGGGCAAAUACUUGGGCAUAUUUAUGCGUAUAUACAUCGGCAUAUAUAUAGUCAUAUAGAUGGGAAUAUAUUUGGGCAUAUACAUGGUCUUAUACAUGGACAAAGACAUGGACAAAUAUGUGGCAUAUACAUGGGCACAUAAUGGGGCAUAUACUUGGGCAUAUACAUGGGCAUUUACAUGGGCCGAUACAUGGGCGUAUAAAUGGUCAUAUACUUUGACAUAUACAUGGUCAUAAACAUGGGCAUAAACAUUGACAUAUACACAGGCAUAUACAUUGUCAUAUACAUGUGCAUAUAAUUGGAUAUACUUGACUUAUACACGGGCAUAUGUAUGUGUAUAUACAUUGAUCUGUGCAUGGACAUAGACAUGAGUAUAUACAUGACAUAUCAUGGGCAAAUGAAAGGACAUGUACAUGGGCAUAUGCAUGGAAAUAUUUGUGGGCAAAUAAAUGGACAUGUUCAUGAAAUAUGAGUGGGAAAUAAAUGGAAAUAUACAUUGACAUAUGCAUGGACCUAGACAUGGGUAUAUUUGUAGAAAAAAAUAAAUGUAAUAAAUAUGGAAAUAUUUGUUGGGAAAUAAAUUGACAUUGACAUGAAAUAUAAGUGGGUAAUAAAUGGAAAAAUACAUUGAAAUAUAGAUGGAAAGUACCGUGUAACUCAAAUGUUAGAUUUGAUAAAAUUGGAUUAUUUAUGACCGUUUUUAAAGAACCUUUACAACUACACUAAUAGGUCAUGUUUCCACAGGCCGCAAAAAUCGUAUACUUUUACAAUCCUUGUCAUGUUUCCACAGCCACCAAUAUCAAAGAUGAGUUCGAUCCUUGCCAUAGCUCUAACAUCAAGCUGUGCAACAGAAAUUAUGAGCGAGCGGCCGCUACUGGAGAUUGUGAGUAAGUAGAUAGUUAAAUUUGUGCUGUUGCAACAAUUCAUAGCUAGCAUAUAAUUUAAGUAUGUGCUAUAUUAAAAAAAAAUAUAGCCAGUAAACAUUUUUAGUAAGUUCUCACUUACCCGGUUAAAAAUGCAACUCUGAUUUAGGAAAUUACAAUAAAUAACUUCCAUAACACAUGUCACAUCCGAAGAGUGAUGUUGUCUCUCAAUAGCUAAAUUUAAAUCUCAUCUCACAAAAGGGAGAGUCAUUGUGUCUCAAUAGCUAGAUUUAACUCUCAUCUCACAAAGGGGUGAGACAGCAUCUCUCAAUAGCUAGAUUUUACUCUCAUCUCACAAUGUAGAAUGACAUUGUCUCUCAAUAGCUAGAUUGAACUCUCCUGUCACAAAGUGGAGAGACAUUGUCUCUCAGUAACUAGAUUUAACUCUCAUCUCACAAAAUGGAGAGACAUUGUCUCUCAAUAACUAGAUCUAACACUAAUCUCGCAACGGGAAGAUACUUUGUUUCUCAAUAGCUAGAUUUAACUCUCUUCUCACAACAGGGUGACAUUGUCUCUCAAUAGCUAGAUUUAACAAUCAUCUCACAAACAAAAGCAAUAUUAUAUUGUCUUCAAAAAACUAAAUUUAACACUUAUUUGCAGCGGGGAGUGACAUUAUUGAUACAAAUAGCCAGAUUAAACACUCAUCUCAGAUCGGGGAAAGACAUUGUUUGCAUAACAGACAGACUUAACACUCAUCUCAGACCGUGGAAAGACAUUGUUUGCAUAACAGACAGACUUAACACUCAUCUCAGAUCGUGGAAAGACAUUGUUUGCAUAACAGACAGACUUAACACUCAUCUCAGAUCGGGGAAAGACAUUGUUUGCAUAACAGACAGACUUAACACUCAUCUCAGAUCGGGGAAAGACAUUGUUUGCAUAACAGACAGAUUUAACACUCAUCUCAGAUCGGGGAAAGACAUUGUUUGCCUAACAGACAGAUUUAACACUCAUCUCAGAUCGGGGAAAGACAUUGUUUGCAUAACAGACAGAUUUAACACUCAUCUCAGAUCGGGGAAAGACAUUGUUUGCAUAACAGACAGAUUUAACACUCAUCUCUCUUUCAUGGAAUGUCAUUACUUUCCUUCCGCUCACUGACUACUACAUUAAUCUCAUCCACUCCGUUUUGUCCACAACGGUCAAAAAAUAACUGUUUUUUUUCAUAUUUUCCUAAAAUAGACAGAUCAAGAAGAGUCUGCCCUGUUUGACCAAGGUUUUAGUAUCCUGUUCCUGGAAUGCUUUUAAUCAGGUCUUCCAUCUAAGCAAUUUUGACCACAUACAAAACUCGAUGAAAUGUAAGUGA
Messenger RNA from Lymnaea stagnalis (great pond snail), 22427 nucleotides. The record is from the annotation of a GenBank genome assembly. NCBI's taxonomy places the organism in Eukaryota, Metazoa, Mollusca, Gastropoda, Lymnaeidae.